AUUCUUUGUAACAGUAUAUAGGAAUAUUAAGAGGGGGCUACAGAGAGAUGCCAAAGUAAACUUUCUUUUUCGCCAUCAAAAAACCCCACAUGAACGCACAGUUUAUUAUUUUCAAUUUCAUGUGAACAAAUUAAAGCUUCAAUUUUCAUGUCUAUGUCCAUUGAAGAACAUGAUUACAUAGGGUUGUCAGAGGCAAACAUGGAGAAAAAAGCCUGCGAUAUAACCGAUAAUAAAGAUUUGAAUUUAAAGGCCACUGAAUUGAGACUUGGGUUGCCUGGUUCGGAGUCGCCGGAAAGAGAGGCUGUUAACGGAGGUCCAAUCAAGAAUUUGGUGGCCGGAGCUAAAAGGGGUUUCUCUGAUACCAUUAAUGGUGGUUCUGGGAAAUGGGUUUUCGCUGGUAAUGGUGGAUCUGAGGUUGAUUUGGUUAAAAAUGGCGGAUUGUUUUCUUGUUCGAAAGUUGAAAACAAGAACUCCGGUUGUGUAAAAGAGACUGCUGUUUUGGCUUCUCCGAAGCCUGUUUUACUUGAAAACAAGUCUCAAGUUUCUGUAAAUGCAAAUGUUCCUGCUCCAAAGCAACAAGUUGUAGGAUGGCCUCCAAUUAGAUCCUUUCGUAAGAACACCAUGGCUGUUAACCAAACAAAGAACCAAGAAGAUAAGGAUCCAAAAAUGGGAUCGGGUUGUCUUUAUGUGAAGGUGAGCAUGGAUGGAGCUCCAUAUUUGAGGAAAGUAGAUCUCCAGAUGUACUCUAGCUACUUGGAUCUUUCUUCGGCUCUUGAAAAAAUGUUUAGCUGCUUUACAAUUGGUCAAUAUGGUAGCCAUGGAGCUCACACAAGAGACGGAUUAAGUGAGAGUCGACUAAUGGACCUACUUCAUGGUUCUGAGUAUGUAUUGACCUAUGAAGAUAAAGAUGGCGAUUGGAUGCUCGUAGGUGAUGUUCCAUGGGAUAUGUUCAUUGGCUCUUGUAAGAGGAUGAGGAUCAUGAAAAGUUCAGAUGCAAUUGGCUUAGCCCCUCGAGCUAUGGAGAAGUGCCGAAACCGAACUUAGAACAAUAACUACCAAAAUUAUGUUUGUGUAAAGAUCAAUUCUCUUGGAAGAAUUCCAAUGGGGUCUUGCUCUAGAAAGGCUGGAAACAAAGCUUUAAUUUGGACUCUAAAGUCUUCAAAUUGUAUUAUAUUAAUACUUGUGUUGAGUGUAACUAGAAGAGUGACGCCAUUUUGGCACAAGACAUG
This is a messenger RNA of Lactuca virosa, 1229 nucleotides long. Lineage: Eukaryota; Viridiplantae; Streptophyta; Magnoliopsida; Asterales; Asteraceae. The record is from the annotation of a GenBank genome assembly.